CACGCUUUCCACUUCCAUUUAUCCAUCUCCGCAUUUUCUCUUUCUAUACUUUCUCUCUCUUAGGUUUUACUACUCUCUCUUCUUUCAUCUAGACUAUGGCACAGGAGGCACAGGCUGAGAACGGGUCCAAGGCUUCUCCGGUGGUCUUCGCGGGGGUGAAGCCUUGGCUGGUGGUGGAGGCUCCCAAGGCGAACGAUGCUGUGCAGUUCUACAAGGCGGCGUUCGGAGCGGAGGAGGUGAGCCGCGUGAAUCAUACCAAGAGAAAGGCGGAGCAGGAGCUGCCGCUGGUCCUCUCCGCUGAACUAAAGCUAGGAUCCUCCUCUAUUGUUGUCUCUGACCUCACCGAUGACGCCUCUACGCCUGUCAAGUCUGCGGUGAGCGGCAGUGUGUUCUGUCUGGAGACCGAAGACGUGGAAGCUGCCGUCUCCAAAGCCGUCGCCGCCGGCGCAGUAGCCGAAGGCGAGAUCUCGGAGGGUGAGGGCGCGUGCUGCGGAGGCCGCGUGGGCAGAGUGAAGGACCCCUACGGCAACGUGUGGCUGAUCUGCUCACCUUCCAAGAAGUGCGCCGAUGUGGCAGCUUAGGAGCCGUCCUAACAUUCAUCUGAUUGUCUAGUCUCUUUUUGUUUCUGUUGCUUCGUUUAGUCAACCCGGACUGACUUUUGAUUUGGUAGAAGAAAAGGCGUAGUUGAACACUUAGUUGGAGGUUUGGUUAAUCGCUUUUCCUGUUGAUGAGUAGUCGUGAAAUCUGAUCAAUCGAACUUGUGUACGCGACUUCUGAUUUUAACUCCUACAUCUUAAUCAUCUUUGUGUAUUGGCUAUUGCUCUCUUUUCUCUAGUUAAUUAUUAAUUUCUCCCAUC
Sesamum indicum (sesame) is the source of this 857-nucleotide messenger RNA. RefSeq names its product Lactoylglutathione lyase / glyoxalase I family protein. Lineage: Eukaryota; Viridiplantae; Streptophyta; Magnoliopsida; Lamiales; Pedaliaceae. The record is from RefSeq and is a predicted model, not a curated record.